AUUGAUUGUUAUAAAAGUAGGCUUUUAUCUUUAUUUCAGUUUUUAGUCAAAGAAGGAUUUAAUAAUCUAAAUACAUGACUUUGAUGAAUAAAUGCAAAUUCAUUAAUAUAGUUUUAACAACAAUAGUAAUAAAGGCAAACCCAUACAUACAUCUUUAUGUUCUUUGUUUAGAGAGGUAUAUUUAUUUUAUAAUUGUAAAAGAAUAAUAUUGAAGUUAAGUAGGAGGAGGUUAAAUAAGAUAUUUCUUUAAUAAAAUAUUUGGAGACUAUUUAAUAACAAAUGUAACAAUUAGAAACUAGUGUUGAUUCAUUGGAAAGGAAAAUAAACAUGAACAAGUCAAAAUCUUAGAAACAAACAAAAUAAUCAAAUGAUCAUUAGUUAGUUUAUAUCAAUUAGAAUAUAUCAGGAUUAGUGGGAAGAUUGCAAGAUAUUCUAAUGCAAAAAAAUUUAUUAUAAGUACAAACUUAACCGAAUGGUGAAGAGGAAGAGAAAUAGACAAUUUAUACCUUCAAUAAGAAUUUAAAUAAGUUUUCUAAAGGAUACAAGUGUCGAUUUUGUGAUAGUAAAUUUGUAAAAGCUUGCUCUUUGGGGUAAUGAUUUUACUAAGUAUACUUAGGGGUCACAUUUCAAGAACUCAUAAGGAGGAAUCGAAAUUAUUGAAAUAAAAUAUUCUUGUUAAGAAAAAUAAACAUAUAAAAAAGGAAAAAAUUAAUAUUACAAAAAUGAAAUGA
Messenger RNA from Paramecium sonneborni, 731 nucleotides. The record is from the annotation of a GenBank genome assembly. NCBI's taxonomy places the organism in Eukaryota, Ciliophora, Oligohymenophorea, Peniculida, Parameciidae.